AUGGCUCCCAAUCCCAUUACCAGAGAAGAGCUUCAUCUAUUUCACCAAAUUGACCGCGAGGUUUUGUGUUUAUUGAUUUUCAAACUACAUCGUGAGUUAAGUGAAUCCCUACUAGUCAUGGCCUUGUGGCUAUGGCUAGAAAGCAUUGGUUAUCCAAACAUCAUUCGGAGAAUUAUGAGUCUACCAAACAAUGUUGCUGAUGCUUUGGUUAAUGAAGCUGCGGUUUGUCUGCACUGCUUGGAGACAAAUGAUGAUCCUGUCAUUCCAAAUGGUGGAGGCUUACCCGUCACCCAAAGAGUAAUGGAGAGAGAUGUCUCUCUUCAAGUCUUCAACGAGAAAAGAUAUACAGCGAUUGCUGGUAUUAAAAGUGUUUUAAAGAACAUUUUUUCUCGUAUUUUCACUGAUGUUGUUGAGAUUAUUUUGAAAAGCACUAAAAUCAAUAAAGCUAGCACAUCACGAGCCAGCACAUCAAACAAGCGUUUAAUUGUCCCUGGUUUCCCACACCCAUUGUUUGGUAACUUUGAUUUACAACCAAUAGAAAACGUGGAUUUGUUUGAUGAGAGGAUAUGGGAUGGAAAGCUACCCUUUGAUGAUGUUGCUGAUGAUGAUAAAUCUAUGUUUCUAACAUUUUCCAGAGGCUUCCCUGUGUCUGAAAAUGAGGUGAGACAAUUGUUUACAAGGGCAUAUGGAGAUUGUGUGUUAAGUUUAACUAUGGGGACUGUUGACGAGAAUGACCAACCUUUGUUUGCAAAACUGGUUUUGAAAACGGUGGAAACAGUAGAUCAAGUUCUGAAUGGAAAACGUGUUGCAAAGCUUAAGAUCAAUGGGAAACACAUUUGGGCUCGUAAAUUUCAUCCUUAG
Messenger RNA from Gastrolobium bilobum, 861 nucleotides. RefSeq lists its product as uncharacterized. NCBI's taxonomy places the organism in Eukaryota, Viridiplantae, Streptophyta, Magnoliopsida, Fabales, Fabaceae. The transcript has a single exon. Bases 1 to 861 code for a protein of 286 amino acids. The record is from RefSeq and is a predicted model, not a curated record.